This is a messenger RNA of Pseudoliparis swirei, 4649 nucleotides long. It is a transcript of the gene nfkb1, whose product is annotated as nuclear factor of kappa light polypeptide gene enhancer in B-cells 1. Gene Ontology annotation, molecular function: protein binding; RNA polymerase II cis-regulatory region sequence-specific DNA binding; DNA-binding transcription factor activity, RNA polymerase II-specific. The transcript is spliced from 23 exons. Gene Ontology annotation, cellular component: cytoplasm. The record is from RefSeq and is a predicted model, not a curated record. Lineage: Eukaryota; Metazoa; Chordata; Actinopteri; Perciformes; Liparidae. The coding region runs from base 263 to 3109 and encodes 948 amino acids. Gene Ontology annotation, biological process: canonical NF-kappaB signal transduction; non-canonical NF-kappaB signal transduction; response to cytokine.
UCCAGCGGGGGAACGAAAUCAACUUUAUGAACAACUUCAACUAACUACAACGCGCAGUGCAGCGGCGCGCGCACCGGGGUCAAACAUCGGAUUUAUUCGUGAUUAAAAGUUAUUUUUCUUCUUCUUUUUUCGUCUAACCGUCAUGACGUCGUCGCGGCGCGUCACGACGCACCCCAAUUAAACCCCUGUUGCAGUAAAUGGAUCUACUGGUUCUGCGCGAGCCAAAGUGAACCCGACUGGUCACCUGAGUUAACUAGACAGCAUGGCUGGAGAAGACCGUUACCUUCAUCCGUCCAGCCAGACUUCUUCUCAGAUCUUCGACAACAUGGGAAUGGAUCAGGUGUGGGAUUUUACACAUUUCCCCGUGAUGUCCCAGAAUGCAUCGCUGCAGACAGUGGACGGACCAUUCCUGCAGAUCGUGGAGCAGCCCAAACAGCGAGGCUUCAGGUUCAGGUACGGCUGUGAAGGCCCAUCCCACGGGGGCCUGCCAGGAGCCUCCAGCGAGAAGAACAGCAAGACCUACCCCGCCGUCAAGAUCAGUAACUACCAGGGCCCGGCCCGGGUGGUGGUCCAGCUGGUGACGGCGCUGACCCCCCACCCCCAGCUGCACGCGCACAGCCUGGUGGGGAAGCAGUGCGACAAAGGGAUCUGUGUCACGGACCUGCAGCCCAAAGACUCCAACAUCAGCUUCCCUAACCUCGGCAUCCUCCACGUGACGAAGAAGAACGUGUCGAAGACGCUGGAGGAGCGCAUGGUGGAGGCCGUGAGGCUGGGCCACAGCGGGGGGGUCCGCAUCCACCCCGACAUCGACGCCCUGCAGGGGGAGGUCCGCGCGCCCCGGGACCUCACCGACCACCAGCGCAGCGUGAUGAGCAGCGCCGCGUCCCUGCAGGCGAAGGAGAUGGACCUCAGCGUGGCCCGCCUCAUGUUCACGGCCUUCCUGCCCAACAGCGACGGAGGCUUCUCCAGGCGGCUGGAGCCCGUCGUGUCCGACCCCAUCUACGACAGCAAAGCUCCCAACGCCUCCAACCUGAAGAUCGUGAGGAUGGAUCGCACCGCCGGCUGCGUGAGCGGAGGAGAGGAGGUCUACCUGCUGUGUGACAAGGUCCAGAAAGAUGACAUCCAGGUUCGGUUCUUUGAAGAAGACAACUCGGGGGUCACCUGGGAGGCUCAGGGAGAUUUCUCCCCUACAGACGUCCACAGACAGUUCGCCAUCGUGUUCAAGACUCCGAAGUAUCGAGACCAGAACCUCCAGAAGCCGACGGCGGUGUUCGUCCAGCUGAAGAGGAAGUCCGACAACGAGACCAGCGACCCCAAGCCCUUCACCUACCACCCUCAGAUCAUAGACAAGGAGGAGGUGCAGAGGAAGAGACAGAAGACGUUGCCAAACUUCCAGGACUUCAGCGGCCACGGAGGAGGUGGAAGUCUGUACCGAGGAGGAGGAGGAGGAGGAGGAGGUCCUGCUGCAGGUGGAGGACCUGGAUCUGCAGGAGAAGGAGGUUACUUCCAGGGCUUCACUACCUACAACUAUGGCGGAGCAGGAGGAGGAGGAGGAGGAGGUUUCUCCACAGGAUACUCAGCUGGUCUGGGAGGAGGAGGAGGAGGAGGAGGAGGAGGAGGCCUCAAACACGAGGAAAAGAAAAAAGCGGGCGACGUGACAGACGACCGCCACCCAGACGAUGACUCGGGGUCGGGGGUCGCGCUGAGAGCUGCCGCCCGGCCAGGAGGCCUGGAUGUGGGGGGGAGGAGUGAGGAGGGAGGGGUCAGUGCGGAGGAGCCUGAAGGCGACCUCCGGCUGCAGGCGGCCGGCGGCCGGCUCGAGGCUCUGUUUCGGUAUUCGGUGACCGGCGACUCGGCCUAUCUGCUGGCGGCGCAACGGCAGCUGAUGGCGGCGCAGGACGAGGACGGAGACACGGGCCUCCACCUGGCAGUCCUCCACAGCCAGCAGGAGGCGCUGAAGAGUCUGACGCAGGUGGUCUCCGCUCUGCCCGGAGAGGAGGUGCUCAACAUGAGAAACCACCUCUACCAGACUCCUUUGCACCUGGCCGUGAUCACCCAGCAGAGGGAGGCGGUGGAAGCGCUGCUAUUGGCCGGCGCCGACCCGACUCUGACGGACCGCCACGGCAACACGGCGCUCCACCUGGCGUCCCGGCUGGAAGGAGGAGGAGGAGGAGGAGGAGGGAUAGUCCAGUUUCUACUGCAGCACAGAGAGAUGAGUGAGCUGCUGGACCACACCAACACAGCAGGUCUGUGUGCGAUCCACCUGGCCGUCCUGGCCAAUCAGCUGUCUUCUCUCAGGGAGCUGCUGGUGGGCGGGGCUAACGUGGAGGCUCAGGAGCGCGGCUGUGGACGCACCGCGCUCCACCUCGCCACCGAGAGGGACAACGUGUCGCUGGCCGGCUGCCUGCUGCUGGAGGGAAACGCUCAGGUGGACUGCUUCACCUUCAACGGCUCCACCCCCCUCCACAUCGCCGCAGGCCGAGGCUCCGUCAAGCUGACGGCUCUCCUGAUGGCUGCAGGAGCGAACCCUCAGAAGGAGAACUUUGAGCCACUCUUCUUCAGGGAGGAGGACUGUGAUGAAGAGAGGGAGGAUGAGGAUGAAGAUGAAGGCUACAUCCCAGGAACCACUCCUCUCAACAUGGCCGCCACCACUCAGGUGUUGGAGCUUCUGAAUGGAAAAGAAUAUGAAACAAAAUGUCCACAAAAAGCCUUCACCCCUUCUCAAGGCGACUUGGCGAUCCUGGACCUGGAGGUGAAGCAGCAGGUGUGUCGCGCUCUGGAGAGUGAAGGAUGCUGGGAAAACCUGGCUCACAGUCUGGGCCUCGGGAUCCUCAACACGGCCUUCAGGCUGAGCCCCUCCCCCGCCAAGACACUGCUGGACAGCUACGAGGUUUCAGGCGGGACGGUCAGGGACCUGCUGGCUGGUCUCAGGUCAGUCGGCGAGUGCAGAGGGCUGAGCGUCCUGGAGGAGGCGCUGCGUCGCCGCCAUGAGGAUGAGGAUGAGGAGGAGGAGGAGGAGGAGGAGGAGGAGCCGAGCGGCGAGUCUCUGGCUCGGGAUCCGAAGGCGGACCCUCGGGUGGACAGCGGCGUGGAGCUCUCAACGGCGUGACGCCCUCCACGGCGUGACGCCCUCCACGGCGUGACGCCCUCCACGGCGUGACGCCCUCCACGGCGUGACGCUCUCCACGGCGUGACGCCUUCGGCCUUCGACUCGGGGACGAAGGUUUCUCACAGCUAAGAUUCAACCGAACGGGGACGAGAAACGAAAAGUUAAAGUGCCGUUUUGACGGUUGUCCGCCCACACUACACUCCAGCAGCUCCACCAAAGAACACGUGUCUGGUUCCUCCAGAGGAAUCAUUGACCCCAAAGAGUCCCUCCAAGGUCACGCGGUGUACAGAGUGUUGACGUGAUUGAUUAGUGUCUGCAGGGGGACGGUGCUAUUGAUACUGAGAUGACUGUAGAGAGGGUCAGUUACCCCGAAAGGAACGGUUUUAUUAAUUGUGUCUUCAGGUGACACUCACGUCCACCUGGAGGAGGAUUCCUCCAGUUCAUGCUUCAGAUCCACAGUCUGGUCCCGGUCCUGGUCCUGGUUCUGGUUCUGGUCCUGGUCCAGGGGGAAUCAUCCCAACAACUCUCUAAAUAUGAACACCUGAACAUUGUCUUUUAAGACAUUUGAGAAACAGUGGAACUCCUUUUUCAAUGUGCACGUUUUUAAAUCUGGUUUGUGUUUUUUUCAAUUUUCAGCGCCCUGUAAUUUGUGUCCUUCUCACCACCGAAAACCUUUCAAAGAGAAACGGGGUUCGUACGCUCAGGGAAAACCUGGAGAAGUCCUGACAUUUUAAAAUAGUUAUCAGGCCUGGAAAAGACCUCGAAAAAAAUACAUAUUUCCAAAAGUUUUGGAAAAGUCACGGAAAACCGUUUAUUCAUAUUCAUUUACACAGUUUGAUGAAAAGAAUACAACUUUAUAUAAAUAUUUAUUCUUUUAAUCAAACUAUUGUCUCGUUUGUGUCAUUUAAGGUAAACUCAGUCAUGGACAUUUGGUUUAAAGUCCUGGACUCCCAUUGGUCAACAUGUGUAUGAACCAUCAACUCUUUUUUAAUAAUAUUCUUCGUGUAUUUUCGUCGAGGAGGUGGAGGACGGUCUGUUUGAGCCUCGCGUGAUGCAAAGCAUUGUGGGAAAAGAAAAAAGAAGUCUAGAGCUGUGAGGAGUCGUUGUCUCUUGUGUGUGAAACCGAAGCUCCUUUGAUAUUUAUAUAUUUGCCAGCACUGUACAGUCAACACCAGCAUUUCAUUGGUUGUUAUUUUUUAAAUAAAGUUUUUUUAUAUAUAUAUAUAUAAACUUUUGUUAAGUGUGUUUAUUUAUAACUGUAAAUAAUUACUUGACUUGUGUCAUUUCCACAAAUUUGGCCACAGGAAGUACUGUGAUAUUCUCCUAAAAAUACACAUUUAACUUUAAUUACACAUACUAUAUAAAUAUAUAUACUUGUAUAUGGUAGAUUUAAUUGAAUUGUUAAUUGUAUUCUAGUUCGUGCAAAUUAAACCUAUGAAGCUCAACACAGGGCUUGUUGUACUUUAUUUUUGUAAAUAUUGUCGUGGGAAGCAGAAUAAUCUAAAUGUGGUUGAUCAAAAAAUAAAUGAAGUAAAUAUUG